This is a messenger RNA of Symbiodinium natans, 3273 nucleotides long. Lineage: Eukaryota; Dinophyceae; Suessiales; Symbiodiniaceae. The record is from the annotation of a GenBank genome assembly.
AUGCUCAGCCGCCCGAACGGCGAGCUCACGAGGGCCGGCCAGUAUUACUACCAACUGAUCGACCGGCCGCCCCCCAGCCGGCAGUACGACCGCAACCAACCCCUCAUCCGCGAGGGCCCGAACGAUUACAUCAUGCUCCGGGGGGGCGCCAAAAAGCUGCUCCGCAGCCUCCAGCCCAACGGGAACUACCACUUGACCAAGCUCGGGAAGAGCUUCUUCAAGGACAAGUGGGUGGACUGGGUGGUGCACGUGCCCGUCAUCAUCCGCAGCAUCCGGCGAAACGGCCGGAACCGCGGCAUGCCCUACGAGCGCACGAAGCGCCUGCCCGUCACGGACCUCAACGUCACACUGCCCCGGCAGAGCGAGGGGCUCUCGGAUGCCCAAGCGGCCCGGAACCUCAAGGCGUCCGCGCUCGCGCAGCUCGGGAACCCCGAGCCGAACGACAUUAUUUGGGAGCUGUCCGACGAGACCUACUACCUGGACGCAACGAGGGAGUGGACCUUCAGCCAGCAGGCCAUGCAGGUCGUAGACGACCGGGUGGUGGUGGAGACCGUCCUGGAUCAGCCCCUGGGGGCUCUGCGGGACGUCUCCUACCAGCUGUACUGCGGCGACGAAAUCCUAGAGUCCGCCUUCGAACAGCGGCCGGACAAGCUUUGCGUCCCUCGGCAGCUCGCGGAGCUGAUGCGGCUGCCGCUGCAGGAGGUGCUUUCGGACUUCGACGCAAUCUGCACCAAAAAAACGUGGCGGGAGCAGGGCAUCACCCCCCGAGAGAUCCGGGAAUUCUGCCUUUGGCGCCAGGCCCCGAUGUUCUACGUGGACUGCCAGGGCCGCCUGCUGGACAAGUAUGAGCCUACCGUCAAGGAGCAGCGGGCCGUGGCCUUCACGAGCUGGAACGGCCACGCCUUCUUCUACAAAUCUGCCCGCACCGUCGCGAAGUGCGAGCCGAUGGGGGAGCGGGCCAGGUACCGGGGCGAGAGGAAGCCCGGCGAAACGCCCGAGUUCAAGGAUUGGCGGGAGUGGGAGGGCGAGGUCGCCAGCGGUCAUUUCUACACUGAGGACCUGGAGCAGGUCCGGAGGGAGCUGCUGGCCGAGGGGCACUGCCCGAAGGUGGUCAUGCGAAGCAUGAGCGAGUGGCGGUGCCUGCGGCUGAGGGUGCGGGGCGGCGAGGACUGCGUCAUCUCCGCCUUCCACGAAGACCUGGAUGUGCUGCAGGCCUGGAUGGGGCGGCUGGGGCUCCCCUAUUGCGGGCAGCGUCUGGCGGGCGCCGCGAGCGAGGUCUUCCUUCACCUUCUCAAGGCCCGCCGCGAUCCGCCCGGAUCUCGGCAAGCCCUGCUCGCGGAGCAGGACCACCAGUGCAAGCUCUGCGCGGCCCCCAUCACUGCAACCACGUGCGAGUUGGACCACAUCGUCCCCGUGCACCAGUCCUUCGCCGCACAGGCCCAGAACCUCCAGGCACUGUGCCUCGAGUGCCACCGGAACAAAACGGCCCUGGAGUCCUCGCACGCCACGACACUGGAGUCGCGCUUCAGCCGGCGGGCUUACGAGCAGUACGUGGAAUCGCCUCGACUCCCGCCGCUCGUCUUCAAGCUCAACAGCCACAAGCCGGACCACAUCUGCCACGGUAUAGACGUGGUGCGGUGCCGCAAGAACGGUCUGGCCCAUGCCAAGUUCCCGGCGCCCAUCUUCUGCCCCAAGGACAACGUUGAGCAAGCCCGCGAAGGGCACCUGGCGGACCUGACCUACGUGAGGCUCCGGGAGGGCCUUGCGACAUGGAGCGACUUCGUGUACAGCCUGGACGCCACGGCGCACGUGGACCAGGAGUCCGUGGCCCAGGCCCUGCAGAAAAUGGAGGCGGCUUGGCCGGAGGGAGAGGAGCACUACGCGAAGCUGUCGGUGAAUGCCCUCAUCGGGCUGUGGGCACGCAACAUGAACCUCAUCUACACCAUGCGCACCAGCAACCACCAGUUCGACGGGUCCGGGUGCCAGCACCGGGAGCUGUUCCUGGACGCCGCGGGCGGGAUGCACUGGGAUCACAUCUACGUGACCCAGUUGUUGUCCAACCGGUACCUGAAGGCCGUCAAAACGGACUGCGUCGUCUUCCAGGACCUGCCCAAAAAGUUCCAGGGCCUUGUGGACAGCCUGGUCCGCGAAAGGCAUCCCGACGGCACGCCCGUGUACCGAUGCGAGGAGGUCAAGGGCCUCGAAGGCCAGUAUCGGAUCCCCCGAAUCGAGGCGGAGUGGAUGUGCAACAUUGACACCUGGAAGGUCGCGGAGGACCCUUUUGAGGGCGGGAGCCUGCUGCUGACCGGCUACCCGGGCACCGGGAAGACCCACCUGGCGCGCCAGAUCGUGACCGCCCUCCGGGAAGAAGGGUACAAGGUGAAGAUCAUCACGAAGACCCACUCCUCCGUGCAGAACUUUGGCAUGCAGGCGGAGACGGCCGACCACUGGGUGCGGAGCACCGUCCGGAACGGCUACUGCAACAUCGACUGGCUGGUGGUGGAGGAGAUUACGCAGCUCGACACGGGGCUGUGGAACGACAUCGCCUGCGUCUCCAUGAACCGCAAAGUCAAGUUCCUGCUGCUUGGCGACUUCCGCCAGUUCCCCGCCGUCAUGGACAACUUCGCGGGCACCCCGGUGCAGUGGGAGCUCAAGCACUGCCAGCUGCUCCACGACCUCACCGACGGCUGGCACCACGAGCUCACCGAGAACAGGAGGAGCGACCCGGGCAUCUUCGACUUCCUCCGGUGGCUCCGGGUCGACGAGCCCCGGGAGCAGUCCCUCCCGGAAGCGGUCCGGGCGGCCCGGGAAAGGUUUCCGCGGCAAGGCGAGCCCGAUGUCAGCCUGGUCAUCUCCCACGCCCACCGCAUCAGGAUCAAUGCGCGGGACAACCGUCGCCUGGCCCCGCCGGAAGCUGUGACGAUCGAGUACACCGGCACUGGCCCGCCGACCACCAACAUGCCGCAGACCAUGCGGGUCUGGCCCGGCCUGAAGCUCAUCGGCGUCGGCGGCCGCGUGACCAAAGGCAUCUACGUGCAUGUGGCCGAAGUGGGUCCCGAGAAGAUCGUCUUGGACGGCGGCGACUCCUUCACCCACGCCGCCCUCCUGAAACACACCCGGCUGUGCCACGCCAUCACCUACGCCUCGUGUCAAGGCCUGACGCUCGAAGGGCGGGUUUUCCUAUGCGACACCGAGAGUCCACACUUCACCCUCAAGCACCUCUAUGUGGGGAGCAGCAGGGCCACCAGCAGCGAGCUCCUGAGCGUGCUCUAG